This is a messenger RNA of Batrachochytrium dendrobatidis JAM81, 483 nucleotides long. RefSeq lists its product as uncharacterized. The record is from RefSeq and is a predicted model, not a curated record. Gene Ontology annotation, cellular component: cytosolic large ribosomal subunit; ribosome. Lineage: Eukaryota; Fungi; Chytridiomycota; Chytridiomycetes; Rhizophydiales. The transcript has 2 exons. The coding region runs from base 1 to 483 and encodes 160 amino acids. Gene Ontology annotation, biological process: translation. Gene Ontology annotation, molecular function: structural constituent of ribosome.
AUGCCUCACUCAUUCGGUCUCAGAGCUCGUACUCGUCACCUUUUCUCCCGUGACUUCCGUACCAAGGGUCCCGUCAAGAUCUCGACCUACCUCAAGGUCUACAAAGUCGGAGACAUUGUUGACAUCAAGGCCAAUGGUGCUAUUCAAAAGGGUAUGCCCCACAAGUACUACCACGGAAAGACUGGUGUCGUUUACAAUGUCACAAAGUCAUCUGUUGGUGUGAUUUGCCACAAGAUUGUUGGUAACCGCUACCUCGAGAAACGUGUCAACCUCCGUGUUGAGCACAUUAAGCACUCCAACUGCCGUCUCGAUUUCCUGCAGCGUGUUAAACGCAACGCUCAGCUCAAGAAGGAAGCCAGAAUCGAAGGAAAGGUUGUCUGUUUGAAGCGUCUUCCCGCUCAGCCCCGUGGUGCUCGCUAUGUCACUUCCAAGGACAAUGCUCCCAUUACCAUCAGCCCUGUUGCCUAUGAAGCUCUUGUUUAA